CCGUCAUGCCUCACGCUAAGGCUGUCCGUUUGUCGCCAGUGAAACCACCAGCCUGUCCUAAGGGGAAAUCAUGGAGCGCUGGCGUGCAAGCCUGUGUCUCCACGUGCCGCGAUGUCAGGGACUGCAAAAAGACCUCUGGCUACUGCGUCAAUGGAAUGUGCCUGUGCAAGACUGGCCUUGUGAUGCUCCCCGAUGAGACAUGUGCCUUACCAUGCGACCGGAACGAGUGUGGAUCCGAUGCCGUGUGUUACAAGAAUGCCAAAGGGAGCAACACGUGCGCUUGUAACAGUGGUUACACCAUGACUCCCUUGGGCUGCAAGGAGCCAUGCACUGUGACUAAAUGUGGAGCGAAUGCCUUCUGUUACAAGAAUGCAGAAAGGAAUGACACAUGUGGUUGCAACGAUGGAUUCACCAUGACUUCCAAUGGUCGCUGCAUCGACUCGUGCCUUAUGCAGAACUGUGGUCCCAACGCCACCUGUGUCAAGGGCACAGGUGACCAGGCAUGGUGCAUUUGCAAGCAGGGCUUCAGAAAUGUGUCUGGGAAAUGCAUAGCCUGUCCUAAGGGGAAAUUGUGGAACGUGGACAUGCAAGCCUGUGUCUCCACGUGCAAAGAUCUGAAGGACUGCAAAAAUACCACUGGCCACUGCGUCAAUGGAAUGUGCUCGUGCAAGCCUGGCCUAGUCAUGCUCCCCAAUGAGACGUGUGCCUUACCAUGCGACCGGAACGAGUGUGGAUCCGAUGCCGUGUGUUACAAGAAUGCCACAGGGAGCAACACGUGCGCUUGUAACAGUGGUUACACCAUGACUCCCUUGGGCUGCAAGGAGCCAUGCACUGUGACUAAAUGUGGAGCGAAUGCCUUCUGUUACAAGAAUGCAGAAAGGAAUGAAACAUGUGGUUGCAACGAUGGAUUCACCAUGACUUCCAAUGGUCGCUGCAUCGAUGUGUGCGAUCUCUGUGGCCCCAAUGCUACAUGUGAGAUGGGCCUUCAAAGUGGAGCCAAAACCUGCCGUUGCAACAAUGGUUACUACAUGCUACCGAAUAACACCUGUGCCGCAACAUGCAUCAUCACAGGCUGUGCCAUUGGUUCUAGCUGCGUUGGAGACGUUAUUGAAGACAUGUAUUGCGCCGAGAACUGUUAUCUCAAGGGAUGCCACGACACGGCCAUGUGUGUCAAGGACCCUGCAUCUGGAAAGGCAUCUUGCCAGUGCAGCACAGGCUUGAUCAUGCAAUCUGACGGCACUUGCCAAGUGUGUGGCACCGACAGUGACUGCCCAAUGCACGCCUAUUGCAGCGGCGGUGUGGAGUGCGUUUGCCAACCCGACUACCCAUGGAACGGCACUCAUUGCACUGACCCCUGCGACGGUGUGAAGUGCCGUCCCAAUGCUUACUGCAACUACGGUCAAUGCGAUUGCAACCCCGACUACUACAUGCUAUCGAAUGGCACUUGCACUG
This is a messenger RNA of Closterium sp. NIES-65, 1452 nucleotides long. Lineage: Eukaryota; Viridiplantae; Streptophyta; Zygnematophyceae; Desmidiales; Closteriaceae. The record is from the annotation of a GenBank genome assembly.